AUGACCUCGCGGAGAGCCGGCGGGCCCGAGGCUCCAUCGCCGCCGCAGCAACCGCGCCACCGCGAGCUGGCCCAACGGGCCGUCGGUCUCACCGGCAGCCUCCAGAACCUCUCGCAGGAGGGGCCACUCGUGCCCCCACCCGUGCCGCCCCGCACGCCCCAGGUGAGGCAGCCCCGCGGCCGAGCCCGCCCCCAGCCCCCGAGGCCCCUGCCACCGCUACCCGCGAGGCCCACCACCGCCACCAGGGUUCCCGAGCCCGCGCCACGCGCCAACCUACCACCCGUCAUCGCACUCGCACCCCAACCACCGCUCGGAGCCAGCAGUGGUAGCAGCAGCAGCAGCAUCAGCGAUGGGGAGGGCAAUGGAGAGGCCUCGUCGAUGUUCGCGAAGUGCGGGCCGAGGGCCGCCUCGCGCGACGAACCGGAAGAGCCUCCUCCUUCUACUCUGGUGGAGGGGAGGGAGGUGCCCGGACCCGGGACGAGCGGGACGAGGUUGCGGCCCCCGUUGGUGGGCACAGCGGGGUUGUCGGCCGACUCGGGGACCGGGGACUCGGGUAGCGCGGAGAUGCAGCCCGAGCAGCGGCAUCCGGGCGCCGGGGAGGACGAGGACGAGGAGGAGGAGGAGGGCGAGGUGGACGAGGAGGGGGCCGACGACGAGCUGGCCGACGAUUUGGACGAGCUGCGGGGCUUGAAGGGCCAAAGGCAGCAGCAGGGCGGCUCGGGCGUGCAGGGGACAGGGGGUGGGUUCGGGGUGUCGCGGCAGCCCCUGGCCAAGGGUGCCAAGCAGCAAGUGAAGCCCUUUACGAAGGACAGCCUCGACAGGCUCGAGAACAAGCACGUGCAGCUGGUGAGGGACUACGGGUUCCAGCCGAAGCGCAAGACCUCCGUCGAGGACGGGGGUGUGCUGCCCAACAAGUUCGAGCCCUUUCCCUCGAAUCUCUACGGCAGGCCCCUCGAGGAGAUCGACAGCUUCAUCUACGACGAGGUGGGUAACUGCUUAAUGACCUGA
This is a messenger RNA of Copidosoma floridanum, 1008 nucleotides long. Its product is annotated as sodium channel protein 60E. Gene Ontology annotation, cellular component: plasma membrane; voltage-gated sodium channel complex. Gene Ontology annotation, molecular function: voltage-gated sodium channel activity. The record is from RefSeq and is a predicted model, not a curated record. Gene Ontology annotation, biological process: neuronal action potential; sodium ion transmembrane transport; membrane depolarization during action potential. Lineage: Eukaryota; Metazoa; Arthropoda; Insecta; Hymenoptera; Encyrtidae.